UCCAAACUCAGGUUUCCCGUCGGCUGCCCCCCUUUCGUUGGGAGAGGACGGCAUCGUUCGGCGACGAAGCUCAAAGCUUGUUUGGCAAUUUCGAAACUCUUAGAUUUUUAUUCCAAGGAGGAGAAAAUGGAGAAAAAGGCUGAUCCUAGUCUUUUUGUUAAUGAUGGCUCUUUCAUGGAGAAAUUCAAGCAACUACAGCAAGAACAACUUGAUCAGAUGGCAAAAGAACCAAAAAACAGUGCUGCUUCGACCACGGUUCCCUAUCCUCCAAAAUCUGGGUUAAUUAUGGGCAAGAGACCGCUGGAUGUUAAGGCAACUGAGUCAAAGAAACCAAGCAAUUCUUCUUCAAAUGUUAAGCUUGCCUUCAGCUUGAAGCAGAAGUCAAAGAUUGCGGUUGCCCCUGUCAAAUUGUGCGGUGAUGAAGAGGAAGAAGGAGAGGAUUUGGGACUUACGUUAAGUGAACAGUCUGGGAAGAAGCAGAAGUUGGAAGAGUCUACUGAAUCAUCAAUGGAGCAGAAGGAUGUUGCAGCAUCUAUCCCGAGUGAUCCUGCAGUUAAGAAGGUUGCUGAUAAAUUAGCAAGUUUUGUUGCCAAGAAUGGGAGACAAUUUGAGCAUAUUACACGCCAGAGGAAUCCUGGAGAUACUCCAUUCAAAUUUUUAUUUGAUACCAGCUGCAUGGACUAUAAGUAUUAUGAGCAACGGCUACUUGAAGAGGAAAGGAUUCUUGCACAGGCGAAGGAUUCUAAUUCAUCACGAGCUGCCAAUGCAGGUUCUUCAACUCCUAGAGCAAGCAAUUCUCAUAGAAGCCCUGUCCAACAACCUUCUAAUUACCAGACGCCAGCAUCUGCUUUAUAUGAAUGCAAUAAUGAUCCAGUGUCUUCCCAUGCAUCUGCUGGAAAAUCAUCCAUCUAUGAUGGUGAAUCAAGUGGGCGACCACCUUCUGAUCGUAUAGCAAUGAUGGAAUUCUACAUGAACAAGGCUGCCCAAGAAGAGCGAAAGAGGCAACCUAGGCAGUCAAAGGAUGAAAUGCCACCACCUGCUUCUCUUCAAGGUCCUAUGAAAAAGGGUCAUCAUAUGGGUGACUAUAUACCCCAAGAAGAGCUAGAGAAGUUUAUGGCUAAUUGCAAUGAUGCUGCUGCGCAGAAAGCUGCUAAAGAGGCUGCGGAGAAGGCAAAAAUUCAGGCCGACAAUGUUGGGCAUAAGCUUUUAUCCAAAAUGGGCUGGAAAGAAGGUGAGGGACUUGGCAGUGAUAAGCAUGGCCGUGCAGACCCUGUUAUGGCGGGGAAUGUAAAACUGAACAAUUUAGGCAUUGGUGCGCAGCAUCCUGGUGAGGUUACUGAAGAGGAUGAUAUUUAUGAGCAAUAUAAGAAACGGAUGAUGCUUGGUUACCGCUAUAGACCAAAUCCUUUGAACAAUCCUCGGAAAGCUUAUUACUGACGAUGGAGCUUAGAUAUGCUUCCGUUGCUCUCGCUUGCCCAUCUUUCCAAUUCCAUAGCAAGAUGUGUUUCUUACUGUGGCUUUGAGCAACUAGUUUCUAUUUCUGGCUUUGUUCCUUUUAUUGGUGGGAUAAAUACCUAAUCUGAUGUAAUGUUCGUUGUAUAUUUUACUGCAUUUGUGCUAUGUUCUUGUUUGUCCUUUUUCUUUUAAUUCGGAAAUGUGACGCUUGUGCAUUGGAUUCCUUCCAUCAAAGUGAAAGACUGAGUGUCAGUUGGUGUGGUA
This is a messenger RNA of Dioscorea cayenensis subsp. rotundata (Guinea yam), 1719 nucleotides long. Its product is annotated as SURP and G-patch domain-containing protein 1-like protein. Gene Ontology annotation, cellular component: nucleoplasm. Gene Ontology annotation, biological process: RNA processing. Gene Ontology annotation, molecular function: RNA binding. Lineage: Eukaryota; Viridiplantae; Streptophyta; Magnoliopsida; Dioscoreales; Dioscoreaceae. The record is from RefSeq and is a predicted model, not a curated record. Bases 127 to 1437 code for a protein of 436 amino acids. The transcript has 9 exons.